AUGCGCAAUCUCAAGAUUGUGGGGAGAUCGCUUCUGCGAUUUGCCGGAGAAGAGCCCCUCCCACUAACGGCCACUGCCUGGGACGCUGCAUCCAAUGCACUGAUAUGCGCCUUUGGGCCUUCGCAAUCACGUGCCACCAUCGAACUCAAGAGACUGCACCAUGCACGUACCGGCGGCGAGGAAAAGCUCGAAAGCAUCGCCUCGUGGGAUGCGCCGUGUCCGCUGCCCUCGCUUACCCAUGACGCUAUCUUGAGCCUCCACCAUUUUGCCGACACUUCGACAUCAUGCCUGAUUCUGGCGGGAGGGGAUAUCGUCCUGGUCAGAGAGAAUCCGGCCUCGAAUGGAGAGCUAGUGGAGAUUGUUGGAUCGGUCGAUGCAGGCAUCUCUGCCGCUGCCUGGUCGCCGGAUGAGGAACUCUUCGCCAUUGCCACUCCGGCCAAUACGCUGCUGCUGAUGAGUCGCGACAUCGAAAACAUAGCGAGCAUUGACCUCACCCCGGAAGAUGUCAACGUAUCUAGCCAUGUCUCAGUGGGAUGGGGAAAGAAAGAGACGCAGUUCAAAGGCAAGCGGGCUAGAGCACUGCAGGAUCCCACAGUACCAGAGACCAUCGACGAGGGUGUACUAAGCCCGCUCGAUGAUCGCUCCGUCACCAUCAGCUGGAGAGGUGACGGCGCCUGGUUUGCCGUGAGCAAAGUUGAAGAAGAGCGGCGCCGCAUGAUUCGAGUCUUCUCCCGAGAAGGUCAGCUAGACAGUGUGAGUGAGCCUGUUGAUGGCCUAGAAGGAGCGCUCAGCUGGCGGCCGUCUGGAAACUUGAUUGCCAGCACCCGGCGUACCAACGAUAAGGUUGAGGUGGUGUUUUUCGAGCGGAAUGGUCUUCGUCAUGGCCAAUUUGAUCUUCGCUUCACCCCUGAGGAGCUGACGGCACUCGCAAAGCCUCUGACUCUUGCAUGGAACAGUGACUCGAAUGUGCUGGCCGUUUCGUAUCCAGACAAGGUUCAGCUAUGGACAAUGAGUAACUACCAUUACUACCUCAAGCAAGAAUUGCCGUUUCCAGAAGCUGCCUCGCAAACGGUCAUGUGCAGCUGGCAUUCGGAGCGUCCUUUGGCACUAGCUCUUUCGACUCCAGGUGCACUUCAGGUGCUGGAGUAUGCGUCAACUAUGUCUGCUGGUUCAGUUGUACCGCCCAAUGAUUUCGGUAUGGUUGCAUCCAUAGAUGGAUUGGUUUUGAAACUUACGCCUCUGCGGAUUGCAAACGUGCCACCUCCAAUGGCUUUUCAGAGCUUGACACUCGAGUCCAAGACCAUCGAUGUUGCGUUGUCAAAGUCGGGCACUCACUUGGCUGUGCUCUCGCAUCAUGGCCUUUCGGUAUACACGCUCGAUCUCAACAAACGGCCUGUACCGAAGCCUGUGUCCCUCUGGAAAAGCGAUGCGAUCAAAGACCACUCUCCGCGCCAUGUUACAUUCAUUGGUGACGAUCAGAUAUUUGUGCUGACAGACAACUGGGACGAAGACGAGAGCUCGAUUUGGCGUGCUGAAGGCGAAACACUAUUGCCUCAGGGACCGAUAGUCGAGACUGACCGUACUUCUACUCUAGUCUCCAGCAUAGAUAAUGAGGCUCUCUAUACUCUGCUCCAGAAUGGCGCGUUGCAUGAAAUUAGUGCAGACGACGCGAUGGCAGAUCUGCCUCCUCAAACAUCGCUUGUGAACAAGUUUCCUUCGUUUGCACCCGAAGUUCAAGUGGUCAAGUUUGAAGGGCAGACAUUGGCUUUUGGUUUGACCAAGAGCGGUGCCUUGUUCGCCAACGAACGAAUAUUGGCUCGUAAUUGUACAUCAUUCGUGGUUACCCCUGCGCAUCUUGUAUUCACAACGACUCAACAUCUGCUAAAGUUUGUGCAUCUUGCUAAUAUGGACGAUCUCGAAGUACCUGCAGACGAACCACAAAAGGAUGAGCGAUGCAGGAGUAUCGAGAGAGGUGCAAAGAUUGUCACGGUCAUCCCUACAACCUACUCUGUGGUGCUUCAAAUGCCUAGAGGUAACCUGGAGACAAUAUACCCCCGGGCACUUGUACUUGCGGCAAUACGGCGAAGCAUCGAGGCGGAACGCUAUGACGAGGCAUUUUUUGCUUGCAGAAGCCAGCGUGUAGACUUCAACAUUCUUCACGACCACGAUCCCGAGCGCUUUCUCGUGAGCCUGGAAAAGAUUAUUAUGCAAAUCAAGAAGGUGGAGCAUAUCGACUUGCUCUUAGCACAGCUUCGCAAUGAGGAUGUUUCGGAGACAAUGUACAAGGAGACUCUGAAAACGAAAGAUUUGGUCAAUAAGUCACAGCUGUCACAAGAACAAGUGGAGAAUAAGGUCAACCGAAUCUGCGAUGCCUUCCUCGCCGUGCUGGAACAGCCUCAGUACAAGGAGGCCCACUUGCAGAAUAUCAUCACAGCCCAUGUGUCCAAGACACCUCCAGCUCUCGAGACAGGACUAGACAUGAUAGGUCGUUUGCAGGAGUCCAACGAUCCCCUAACCGACAAAGCCGCGGAGCACAUUUGCUUCCUUGCCGACGUCAACCAACUCUACGACACGUCCUUGGGGUUGUAUAAUCUUGAACUGGCCCUGCUCAUUGCACAACAGUCGCAGAAGGACCCGCGAGAAUAUCUUCCGCAUCUACAGUCGUUGCAAGACCUGCCUGAGACACGUCGCAAAUUCAGGAUUGACGACCAACUCGGGCGCCGGGCAAAGGCACUCAGGCAUCUGAACGACCUUCAAGCUUUUGGCGAAGUACAAGAAUACGUACAAAAACAUGAUCUCUAUUCGGAAGCAUUGGCCAUGUACCAGUACGACAAUGCCCGUCUCAGAGAGAUCAUGCGUAUGUAUGCAGACUUCUUGAGCACAAACAACAAGAACAAGGGGGCAGCUCUGGCAUACGAAUACCUUGGCGACCACUCGUCUGCAUGGCCAUGUUACCGCUCAGCUAAUCUUUGGCGCGAAGCGUUGUCGUCUGCUACUCUAGCUGAAGUGAGCGCUGAUGAGUUGUCUUCUAUUGCAACAGACAUGGCAGAAGGUCUGUCAGAAUCCAAGGACUACCUCUCUGCAGCAACAAUCACAUUGGACUACCUAUCGGAUCUUCCAUCUGCGGCUCGACUAUUCUGUCGCGGCUGCUAUUUCGCCGAAGCUAUCCGCAUUGUCACGCUUCGCCGCGAAACGAACCUCAUUCCCGAAGUCAUCGAUCCGGGCCUCGUCGAGCGUAGUGCAGACAUGACGGAGUUCCUUGCCGACAUGAAAGGCCAGCUUCAAGCCCAGGUGCCCCGACUCAAGGAACUGAGGACCAAGAAGGCAGAAGAUCCAAUGGCGUUCUACGAGGGUAUGAUUGAUGGUGGCGGUGACGCCAACAUUCCUGACAAUAUUUCCCUUGCUCCGACCGAUACUACCUCUGGAGGCACAUUCAUGACACGGUAUACGAACCAGACUGGUACCGUAAACACGACAACGACACGCAAGACUAGCAAGAACAAGCGCCGCGAAGAGCGGAAGCGUGCGCGGGGGAAGAAGGGCACAGUCUACGAGGAAGAAUACCUCACAAAUUCCAUUGAGCGUUUGAUCGAGCGUAUCAACAGCAUGCAAGACGAGAUCCAGCGUCUUGUUGAGGGCCUCAUCAGGCGGGGUAUGAGAGAGCGUGCGGAUGCUGUGUCCAACGCUGUCAGUGAAGUGAUGGAGAAGUGUCAAGAUGCCGUCAAGGAGAUGUAUCCACCUGCUACUGCAGCAUCGCCUGCUCAGAAUGGCAUAAUGCGUGAGGCAGACGUGGAUGCAAUUAAGCCGACUGGUGGCGAUGCUACAUUGUGGGAUAGUCUGCAGGAAAUUGGCAAGAAGCGGGAGGCACCGGUCGUGAAGGCGUUUGAGAAGUUGAGUCUAUUGGGGUAG
Molecule: messenger RNA, 3909 nt
Organism: Exserohilum turcica Et28A
Lineage: Eukaryota; Fungi; Ascomycota; Dothideomycetes; Pleosporales; Pleosporaceae
Exons: 8
Coding region: 1-3909 (1302 amino acids)
Biological process (GO): tRNA wobble base 5-methoxycarbonylmethyl-2-thiouridinylation
Cellular component (GO): cytosol; elongator holoenzyme complex
Molecular function (GO): protein binding; tRNA binding
Source: RefSeq, a predicted model, not a curated record